Messenger RNA from Ostreobium quekettii, 603 nucleotides. Lineage: Eukaryota; Viridiplantae; Chlorophyta; Ulvophyceae; Bryopsidales; Ostreobiaceae. The record is from the annotation of a GenBank genome assembly.
AUGCGGACAGCCCGCGGAUCGGCGGGCCGCCUGGCGCUCUCCCCGGUCCAGGCAACGAGCGCUGCCGCGAGCCGAGGCUGUCGACUGUGCGCGUCUGACUGCGCAGCCUGCGCGGAUGCCAAUCCCAGGCCGCCGUGCGCGGCGCCCGCGCAGGAGGUCUCCCGUCGAGGCCUCGUAGCGCUGGCAGCUGCAUGCCUGGCCGCGAGCGAGGCCUGGGCGGGGCAGGCGGGCGCCACUUCUCCAGAGGUCGUGGAUGCAGUGGAGGCUGGAAUUGAAGUGUACGAUGCGGCUUUCAGUCUCUCGCUUCUGGCGCUCCAGGGCUCUGUGCAGCAAUCCUGGGUGCAGGAAUUCAAACAGCUGCUGGGCUCCCCACACACCGUAAGGCUUAAGAACAAGCCCCAGCUGAAAGAUUUGUAUGCCAAUCUGGAGUCUGGCGAUGUGAGAGGUGUUGACCUGGUGUCCGUUGGGGACACAUGGAUGGGCAUCGCCAUCAGUCAAGGACUGAUCAGGCCGUUCAGGAAGGCGGAGAAGUACAGGUUGGUUGCGUUGGCCACUAGCUGUGUGUCUGACGACUGUGAAGAAAGAUUGGCAAAUGGAAGUUGA